UUCGAUAUUAAUCUUAUUCUGUUAACAACAUAUUUUCUUAAAUAACAUCAUGUUUAGCUUCACAAAUAUGCUUAGUAUUUUUUUACAUACAUAUAUUUUCAAUCAGUAGUUAUACCAAAUUUGCAAAUUAAGGCAUGUUAGAGGAAGAUACAUCAUGAAAAAUAGAAUAACUAAAAAUUCCAAACACAAUGGCUUUUGGGCGUUUAACUUCUCUAUACUUCACAGCCCGUCGCAGAAGUAUUGUUGGAUCGUUGUGGUCUCCAUCCUCUUACAAUUGUUGUCAUGUGCAAGCUUUGACGAAGGAAACUAGAGCGAAAAAAUGGGAGAAAACCAUAUCCAACCUUCCAACAUAUGCAACUUGUGCACUUGGUCUAGUUUUAUACGUCAAUGAAAAAGAUAUAGAUAUACCAUGAGAACAAAAACCCAUCAGUAAUAGAAGAGGGGAAAUGGUCUCAGCCUCUCAGGGAAACACAUAUGGGAGUAGGACAACUGCAAAGGCACAACUAGGGAUGUCAACCGGUACAUACUCAUCGGGUAGUACCAUUCCAUACCCGUACCCAUAAAAAUACUAUAUCCGUCAGGUUACCCAUAUAUACUCGUGGGUAUAAAAUCAUACCCAUACACGUACUCACACAAGUAAUUUUAAUCCGUACCCGCUAGGAAAGUCUUAAAGUCCAAUACACUAAUCACUCAAAAUAUUAAAUAAACAUACAAAAAUAAGUUUAACUUCACGUACAUCAAAUCAUAUGAUUACCAGUGCCGGUCCUGGCGGGGGUCGAGCAGUGCCCCCGACCAGGGCCCCCAAAUUAAUGGGGCCUCACUUUAGUUACUAAAUAACAGUAUAUAUACAGUCAUAUAGCGUAUAUUGUUUAUAUAUGUCUGUUGGCUCUACAAAACUUUUAAAGACCUAAUUAUAAGUCAACAACACGGCAACAACAAGCAAGGAGAAUUAGACGUAACCCAUUAAUCUUGAUUUCUAUAUUCUAGUAGUAGUACUUCGUAAUCUCAGGCCCAUCUGACUAGGCUCUCAGUCGCAAACAGACAGGCGGUCGUGCCGUCUCCUCUCGGUAGCCAACACACGACAUUGGGUACGACAACGCUUUUGUCUUUCCCUACAUAGCGAACACGAAACUAACAUGACAUGAUCGAUUGAUCUCACAACGUAUUACAUCUAUUUGAUCAUUGUUCGAGGUAACCUUCUUUUGAGUCAUUUGGACACAUAUAUACCCCAUUUUUCUACGAGAUGUUAUGUUAUAUUUUAGUUACUUUGUAUUUAAUGUGAACAACGUUUUCAAAUAUACAUAAAUAUUUAUUAAUAAUAUAUAUAUGCACUAUAAUUAUGUGUAAUAAUUAAUAUUAUCAAGGGCCUCCAUUAUAAGUCUUGUUCCGGGCCUCUAAAAUGUCAGGACCGGCACUGAUGAUUACAUAACUUGGUAGUUAAACAAAUAAUAGCUAGAGAAGAGUUUUAUUUUAAUUAAGAUAGGCUCUAUUAGAUGAUUAUAAUAAUAUUGAUGUGGUUAUAUUUUACCUAUGAGUAGACCGGUAUGGGUAGUAUCAAUCCAUAUCCGUCUACCCAAUGGGUAGGUUCUUGCCCAUUAACAUACCCGUGGCGGCUGGAGAUAUCAUCCCGUAUCCGUCUUUGUAUGGGGGUAAAACCGUCGGUUAUUCGGGUUUCCGUUAUGUAUUGCCAUCGUCUAUGCACUGCAUUUCCCUUCCUCACCUCCGGCGCAAAACCGCAGCAGUAGGAUCCCAGCCGGUCGGCCGCCCAGGAUGCCGGAGCCUGCGUCCCCGCCCUCAGCGGCGGGAGCCGGCCGCCACAUAUCCACUCCACAUCAACAAGGGAGUGGAGAAUGCUCCCGGCGCCUCUUCGAUCUCGACCUCCGGCCGGCCUCAUGUGGGAGACGAGGGACGAUGGGCUCCCUUCCCUCAGCGUCAGCGGUGAGUUCUAAGCCCAAAAGGUAUUUCAGAGUUGGGCUUUGGACGAUAUGCAGCAGAAAGGGAACCUAGGUCGUCCCGACUCUCUUCUUCCUACUUCCUCAAAACAAUUAGUGCGAGAAUCCUACUAAGUCAAGUCCUCGAGUAUUUUAGUAUCGACUAACACUCAAUUUUUUUUCACGAAUCAACGGAAGACAAAUUUUUUUAGAAAAGGGAAGCUUUAUUCAGAAGUCUAGGAUAUAAAAACAAACUCUCAAAAACGGCCACCCAUGUUUGGGUGGAUCUCCACUGCUGAUACCGAUGCUGAUGGUUCUUUUUCUAGUUUAUUAGCAUGGUGAUAGCCCAAUCGAUUAUCGUUCAUUCCUUUUGUAGUUUAUUACUAUUAUUAUUGAUGACGCCUGUUUCUGACCACUCCUUUCGGCCGGCCAAAUUAACUCUGGAAUUUAUUCCAUGCCUUCCUCGGCCCUGUUUGUUCUGCAUGUCUUCAAAGGGUUGUGACCCCAUAUAGCCGGAUGUCAGUCAAUUCAUCCAUGGCGAUCAAUCCAUUCCUCGAGCAGGCCAAGGUUCUUCUCUGGGUUUUGAGGUGAAAUAUUGAUCAGUUGCAUUCUGUAACCUGCAAGAAGGUUUAAUCGGUGAACCAUUGUAAUGUUUGGCUUCAGGAAGGACCCAUCUGCGAUGCUCAUCUAAUUAAGGUUACCUGGUCAUCUUGCUACUCGGUCGCCUACAGGAUCGGAUAGCUUACUCUAUCUAUAAUCACACCGAGCAAACUGUCCAUCCUAGCUACAAUGGGUAGCACGCACAAGGAAGAAGUAGGUGUCCUGGAGGAAAUACUUGACGGGAGAAAAGAGCCGAGGAAGCUAUCUUUAUCAGUUCUAAAACACAUCACAAAUGACUUCUCGCACGAGCGAAUAAUCGGUUAUGGUGGGUGCGGAGAGGUUUACAAGGGCAUCCUGCAAAACGGAAGCGUCGCUGUGAAGAAAAUCUUCAGCAACCUAAAUGUUGAAGAUAAGGAAUUUGAUCGAGAGAUUCAGAGCAUGAUGCAGGUGAAGCAUCCAAACGUAGUGCGGUUUAUUGGCUACUGUUCUAACACAGAGCAUGAACUGAUGAGAAAAGAAGGCAAGUAUAUUAAGGUCGAGGUGCGAGAAAGGCUGCUCUGUUUCGAGCAUAUCAGCAACGGAAGCCUCCGCAGCCACAUUACAGAUGGACUAAGAGGGCUUGAAUGGCACGCACGGUAUAAAAUAAUUAAGGGAAUUUGUGAGGGCCUACAUCAUCUUCACAUGGAAAAAAACAUCAUUCACAUGGAUCUUAAACCUGCCAACAUACUAGUACAUGAUCAAAUGGUACCAAAGAUUGCAGACUUUGGUCUAUCAAGGCUGGCUGAAGUAUCACGUACUAUGAGCAAUGAACGGCUUUUAUCCCUAGGAUACUGCGCUCCAGAAUACCAAUACCAUGGCAAAAUGUCCCUUAAGUCUGACAUCUAUAGUUUAGGUGUCAUAAUGCUGGAGCUGGUGACCGGGAGCAAGGAGGAGCCGGACAUUACUAAUGUACUUCGACGGUGGAGCCAUAGGUGGAAAAAAUCAGGACAGCGUACACCAUCAUUUCAACGCCAUCAAGUGAGUAAAUGCAUAGGUUUGGCUAAGAGAUGCAAAGAAGUAGAACCAACAAGAAGGCCUUCUAUAUGUGAUAUACUUGCUGCCCUAGGCAAAAUGGAAGAUAUGAAUUGCAGUGAUCAACAAGUGGACGAGGAAGUCACUUAUCUGGAGGACAUGCUAGGAAUCGAGCCUCUUGAUCUGCAUUUCCUAGUCGAACCUACCAAGCAGAUAUCCUGCUCAGUCCAUCUGACCAACGCUACGAAUGACUGUUUCGCCUUCAUUGUUCAGACGACGAACCCGAAGCAGUACUGCAUACAGCCGGACAGAGGCGUCGUUCCACCACGAUCUGAGUGUAGUGUUGCCAUCGUAUUAUCGCAAGAACCGACGCAUAAUAAGCGAUGCAGCAUGGAGGACGAGCUAAGCGUGCAGAGCACCAGAGUGGAUGAGGGUGUGACAGCUGCGGAUGUGAGUGAAGCGUUGUUCACUGGAAAGGAAGAUAGAACGGUCGAUCACGUGAGCCUGAUGGUCGGUUUCGACAUGUCGCCAUCGCCACCUGAGGAACAAACGGAGGACUUCACGUUUGCACCACUGGCGUCGUUGUACGACGAGGAGCCACAGUUAAGCGCGGCGAAGGUAUCAGUAUGGACAUCCAAUCAGAGUGCGCGUUUACAGUUGGGGCGUUCUGGUCGCUUCUCUAAGAAGAAGCUAGUGUCUAUUCUGAAAUCCUGGCGAGCAAGAUUAAAGGUAUCAUCCCAUAAGAAACUCGAGACUCCAAAGCAUGACUGUGAGAUUCCUGAAGCUGUAGAGCAUGAAGAAGUUGCCGCGCCCAGGUGUCCCAAAGGACCACUGCCACAGCGCGAUCUUUCUCCACUGGGCGAAGCAUGUUCUAGGAUGAACAUGACGGCGAUCCAUGAGAUCCUAGUGAACAGACAUUACAGAGAUGAUGACCUAGACCCAAACGUGCCGUCGCUCGAGGAAUGGACACAGCAGAGCAGGGAUAUGUUGGAUGAUAGGAAACGUGGGGACUUCACUUUUCGUGAUAAAGAUUUCCGAGCAGCCAUAGACUGGUAUACCAAGUGUAUGGAUGUGGGGCCAAAGAAGGCGUCACCAACAGUUCUCGUUCGACGCAGUUGCUGCCACCUCAUGUGCGGCAACCUGGACGCCGCCCUCCGCGAUGCAAUGCAAGCGCAGCGUCAGUAUCCCGACUGCCCAACCUCACUGUACAUGCAAGCAGUGGCACUUUCAAAGCUAGGGAUGCAUAGUCAAGCCAUGGGCAUGCUGAUUGAGGCGUCGGAGAUGGAAGCGAAUCAGAAAAAGACCCGAAAAGCAGCUUAAGAAGACUCAACAUGGGCGAAACCUAUAUACCUUCGUUUUGUUUCUGUAAGCUAUUCUUGAUUGUUGUAUCUGCUUGCCAAAUUGUCUAGGUUGGAGUGGAAUUGGGAAGCUUUACCUCUUGGGGAUAAUGCAUUUCUUGUUGUAUUCCCCUCUGAGGAUGAAAUGCUCCGUAUGGCUGAUAUUGAGUAUAAGCUCAAGAGUGGAAUUUCUAUUCAUAUGGAUUAGGCCUGGAGAUGCUAAUCCGGCCUAUUUUUUUUGGAUGA
Messenger RNA from Zea mays, 5125 nucleotides. RefSeq names its product serine/threonine-protein kinase Nek10. Gene Ontology annotation, biological process: protein phosphorylation. Bases 2721 to 4862 code for a protein of 713 amino acids. The transcript has 11 exons. Gene Ontology annotation, molecular function: protein kinase activity; protein binding; ATP binding. The record is from RefSeq and is a predicted model, not a curated record. Lineage: Eukaryota; Viridiplantae; Streptophyta; Magnoliopsida; Poales; Poaceae.